Talaromyces marneffei is the source of this 486-nucleotide messenger RNA. RefSeq lists its product as uncharacterized. Bases 1 to 486 code for a protein of 161 amino acids. The record is from RefSeq and is a predicted model, not a curated record. NCBI's taxonomy places the organism in Eukaryota, Fungi, Ascomycota, Eurotiomycetes, Eurotiales, Trichocomaceae. The transcript is spliced from 2 exons.
AUGCGUUUCUCCUUGGCUGCUCUUGCUCUCUUCGCUGGUGCCUCCAUGGCCCAGAUCACCGUCACCAGCUACGACGUUGAGACCAUCACCUCUUGCGCUCCAUCCGUCACUAACUGCCCUGCUCGCGCGACCUCUGUCCCUGCUGCUGUGACCUCCGUCCCCGUUGCUCCUGCUCCCGUCAAGGCCGUGAGCUCCUCUGUCCCCGCCGUGGCUCCUUUCCCCGUGGCUCCCUUGAGCAGCUCCGUCAUCACCGUGACCACCUGCGUGCCCACCACCAUCGUCUCCACCAUCACCUUCACUCCCACCGUUACUCCCGUCGUUGCUGUUGGCACUGGCUCUCCUAAGCCCGUCAGCUCCAGCGUCGCUGUUCCUGGAAAGUCCACCACCACCCCCGCCGCUCCCAAGUUCACUGGUGCUGCCAACGCCGUCAGCGGUUCCAUCAUGAUGGCCGGUGCCGCCGCCGUCGCCGCCGUCUUCUUGGCUUAA